Fusarium musae is the source of this 1623-nucleotide messenger RNA. RefSeq lists its product as uncharacterized. The coding region runs from base 1 to 1623 and encodes 540 amino acids. Lineage: Eukaryota; Fungi; Ascomycota; Sordariomycetes; Hypocreales; Nectriaceae. The transcript has a single exon. The record is from RefSeq and is a predicted model, not a curated record.
AUGGUCAGAAGUCUCAGUGAUGAGAGUGAACAUGACGGCAUCGGAAGAUGGUUUGACAACGAUGACGAGUCAGUUCAAUCGCCACAACAAAUUCCCAUGGGAGAGGACCAGGACGCUAAGGAAAUCCCUGUCGACGUUGGCUCACCGAAGGAGAUGCUAGCCUACCUGAACGAUUUCCAACAAAAGACUGAGGAAGUUCGACUAUUGCAACCUGUUACAGACGUACCAUCAGUGCUGUCUGUGCCUUCACUGAACCUAUCAGAUGAGACGAUCAGCUGUAGCUGCAGCCUGCGAUCCUUUCGCAAUGCUACCAGUUCAUCUGCUGAUGACGAGACUGCAACUUUGGAACGAUGCGGUCCUGCGAUGGCAGAGUAUGAUUACGAUGAAGAUGCCCAGGAUGCUGCUUCAGACUCUUCGUCAGACAGGUCUGGGAGUUUUUCUCCGGCCUCCUGCCCGUCACCAAGUAACACAAAUAUCACAUCACCGGGCUCAGAUGGGUCUUACCAGGAUUCUAUAGCCUCAUUGGAAGACAUGUCUGGAGGUGCCUACGAGCCCUUUCCAACCGAGAUAGCUCUAGGCUCUGACUGGGGCUACGGGAGUGACCCAGAAACAAACUAUUUGGAUCAGCACGAUCAGGCCCGUGAUGGAGACCACAAUGACAACGGUGAAGCGAACGAAUCUGCGCGCCAGAAGGAGCCUACAUCCACUGAAAUUGGUAGCGCAGAGGCUACAGAAACCAGCGCUCUAGUACAACACAAGGACCAGCCACCCAAGCGUGCGGCUGGGGAUGACGAGAACGAGCAUCAACAAGUAUCACGGGCCAAAAAGUCUAAAAGACAAGAGGACUCCCACCUCAGGCUGGCUUGCCCUUUCUAUAAGCACGACCCGAUUCAAUAUCGCCGCUGUCAUUCUCACGUCCUCAAGCGCAAUAGCUACGUCAAGCAACAUCUCUUCCGCUGCCACAUGCAGCCCAUCCACUGCGACAUCUGUCUGAGCGUAUGGCCGACUGUCGAAGACCUUCGAGAGCAUCGCCGUGCUCAAGUAUGCGAGAGGCGAGAGUACAUCGCCCCCGAUGGAAUCACCCCCGAACAAGAACGCAAACUUCGAUCGCGGCUUGGAGGCCCGAACAAAUCAGAGAGUGAUCAGUGGUUCGAUAUCUAUAGUAUUAUUUUCCCAAAUUCUGAAAAACCAAAAUCGGCGUAUCUGAACGGCGAAUUGUCCGAAGAUGCAGAGAGUCUACGCGAGUUUAUGGAAGGUCGCGGGACGAAUUUGAUAAUGGAACAAUUAGUAAUGUCAGGCCUCGUUAUGAAUGAAGAUAAUAAUAGUAGCUGUGAGAUGGAGAGGAAAUUUCAGAGAAGUGUGCAAAACGCUCUAAGAACUAUGUUUGAGGGAUGGCAGAGUCGGAGAGGGGGAACUGGUGAAGAUGAUGGCGAUCGAGAGACGAAAAGGCCGAAGCCAACGCCUAGAGAGUUUCCAUACACCAAGACUCAGACGCCUGUGAGGACUGACACUGGAAGUACGAACACCACUGCGACAAUGCUGGAAGAUCAACUUGAAGGGGAGCAGAUCGGGCCAACUACUACGUCUCCCCAGCAAACAGAAGAGGUUGCCCACGGACUCUGA